Messenger RNA from Xenia sp. Carnegie-2017, 4211 nucleotides. Its product is annotated as RNA-binding protein 12B-B-like. Gene Ontology annotation, cellular component: ribonucleoprotein complex; nucleoplasm. Gene Ontology annotation, biological process: regulation of RNA splicing. NCBI's taxonomy places the organism in Eukaryota, Metazoa, Cnidaria, Anthozoa, Malacalcyonacea, Xeniidae. Gene Ontology annotation, molecular function: RNA binding. The record is from RefSeq and is a predicted model, not a curated record.
AUUCUCGUCGAUAUUUGAGAACAUUUUCUGAGUUUAUUUGGAUAUUCUUAUUUAACGUUGAAUAUUUUUGAUAAAGUAUUAAGUACAGCUCAAACUGAUGCCUGUUAUCAUCAAGCUUAAAGGCAUACCUUGGCAAACAACGACUCGAGAAGUGAAAACGUUUUUUCGCGACUCAAAGUUGUCAGACAGCGACAUACACUUGGCGACACACGAGAAUGGCAAACCUUGUGGUAUUGGAUUUGCCUGUUUUUACGACGACGAGGAUGCACGUAGAGCCAUGGAAAAGAACGGUGCGUACAUUGGCAAGCGAUAUGUUGAACUGUUUUUAAGUAGCCAAACAGAAAUGGAAAAAGUGUUAACUGAAAGGGCACCCUUGCCAUCAAGGGGCUCGUCUAAGACUGGUCGUGGAGGUGGUAGCUUUGGUAUUAGUGGACGGAAACGUUCACGGGAUCGUAGCAGAAGCCCUCUUGAUCGACACGGAACAAACUUUGAUGUGGGAGUUGGGAACAAAACUUCAGUAGAAAAAAGAAGUCGAAGUCCUCUUCGAACAAGUAAGGGGUCUUUAUUUGGGGUAGGAAAAACAGGAAUUAAGAGCAAGGAAGGCAAAUUUAGAGGUGGGGGUGUAAGAGGUCGUGGUAAUUUUGGACGUGGUUCUAGGGGUAAGAGAGGUCGGGGAACAUUUAGAGGAGGGAAGGUUUCCCAAUCUUACACAAGCACAUAUUCUGAUGAUUCAUCUAAAGGAAGGGCUUUCCAAUCUGGACAAUUUUCCAUUGAUGGAAACUCAGUUUUAGGAAACAGUGACAAAGGUCUUUUUCUUAAAUUAAGUGGACUGCCAUAUUCUGCAAAAGAUGCAGAUAUUCAACAGUUUCUUAAAGGCAUUAAGACAGCUGCUGUUUAUAUUAUUCCCAAUAAGGAAGGGAAAUAUGCUGGAAAAUCCAGUGGAAGUGCUUUUAUUGAAUGUGCCUCCCAUGAGGAUUGUGAACGUGCACUAAAAAGAAAUGGGAAGUUCAUAGGUAACAGAUACAUCCAUGUUGUCACAUGUUCCAUUCAGGAUAUUGUGUCAACACUAAAUAUUGAUAUGAACUUGCUAUCGGGUUCGUUUUCUGGUGACAGUGGUGGAAAUACUAGUGGGUAUUCCUCAAAACCAGCUGAAUCAGUUGAAGUGGACAGCUCAUUGAGUAUGGUGGCAGAAAGUGCAAACAUCAAUUUGGCUGACAUCAAAGAUGGAUGUGUUGUUGGCAUCAGGAAUUUGCCUGUAGCUACAACACCAGAUGACAUACUUGAACUGUUUAAAGGCUUCCCUGCAAUACCAGACUCUGUGAGGAUCCAUUACAUUGACGCCAACCGCUGUUCAGGAGAUGCUAUGAUUACCUUAGUGAGCAAUGAGCGUGCAAGAAGUGCUAUCAGGCAACUGAGUGGUAAGCUACUUAGUGGAAGAAAAAUCGAGAUGUUCCUGUUGUAGGUAUUUAAAUCCAAGAUGUUACUGUUAUCGAUCAAGUAACUUUUUCCCAGUUAAAAUAGUGACUAUGUUUUUGUGCUAAAUGAAGAUACUUACUCCUCAGCCUGUCUUGCUCAUUAUUCCCACAAGGUAUUGAAAAGUACUGUAUGGUCCUGUAGGGUGCAAUUAUAAUUCUAGUAUUUCAGAGUAACUCAUUUAACUCUAUGGAAAAAGUAAAAGAUGAAGCUUUGUUUAUUGUUUAAAGGCAUUUCAUGACGCUAGUAAGUUGUAUGUGCUUUUUCUAACAAAAUUUAUGGUUUGCAAGAGCAAUGAUAAUAUUUUUGCAGUAUGUUUGAGAUUACUCACAAUCAGCGAUUUAGUAUAUUAUUUUACAUAGAGUUUGUGCAUCACCAAUGCAUUCUUUGAGGAUAGUUAAUUUUCAAUGUCAUUGUUGAUGUAUUGAACUAAGAAUUGCUUAUUAGCGUUAAAAUCAAACAAGUGUCUGGAUAAUAUAAAUGUUUCAUGCAAAGAAAAGGGCUGGUGUGAGCUGCUGAUGCAUUUAAUGCGUUGUAAUUGGGCCAGAUUUUAAAUAGAUUUAGUGACUGCAAUGCCCGAAGCAACAAUGAAAUGAUUCAAAAAGUCGACCACCUAUAUAUGUGUAAAUGUUCACAGCAAUUCCACGAAUACAGCUUUCAAGACCACGUAUUAAUUGCAUAGAAAUAAGUUAUGCUUUCUUGGGCUCGUUGAUGGAACUAGUUUCCAUGUUGUACGGAAAGUUUUUCCGCAGCUUUUGAAAGUUGGAAGCCCAUGUCAAAGACAUAGAGGGAAUAGUGCUUCAUUAAAGAAACGUUUCUCAAGCAAUUUAGGCAAUCUCGAUGUCAAAGCAUAUUGCAUAAGCUAUUUUCAUGUGAAUCAGCCCAGACAUGAGAAAAAAGUGAAAUAACCAAAGCAAAUUAACUUGAUAACCGGAUGUAACGUUUUGAGAAAUGAAGUAAAACUUCAUCCAGCAUUUCAGGCGCUUUUACAUGCAUUCGAAUCAAACUUGCCGCCGUUUAACUAUAAUUAUAAAGGAAGUAUUAUCGUUUGAUUAAAUAUAAAUUGUUGGUGCCUUUGAAAAAGCCAGUGUGUUCUGCCCAUACCUUUGAUGCAUGAAAAUUGGUCAGACUUUUAAUCAAUUUUGCAACGUUUGAAGCAGCCGUGAAAUGAUUCAGAAAUGUAUAUUCAUGAAUUUUAGUUUCUUCAGUAAGUCGGCAUCUAGUAUAUGUGUAAAUGAAAAUGGCAUUUCCAGGAUUAAAAAGGUCAAGACCACGUAUAAACUGCAGAUUAUUUAGACAUUUUAUGUUCAUUUCUGGUACUAUUUUCUAAGUUGUAAGGAAGUUAUUUCCGUAAUAUUGUAAAAUUGGAAGCCCUUGUUAAAGAAAUUGUGGUGAAGGCGACGUAAAGUGUCAAAAUGAACCGUAUUCUCGAACAAUGUAGGCAAUCUUCACAAAAGAAAAUUGCAUAAGUUUUUUCAUGUGUGUAAGCACAAGGACAAGCGUAAAGAAAAUGUCAACUUGCCAAAUCAAAUUGACUUGAUAGCCAGGUAAAUCUUAUUGAGAAGUGAAGUCAAAUUGAGCAACUGCAAAGAAAAAAGCAACCAUGAAAUAAUUCAAAAUGUAAAUUCGUGAAUUUUUGCUGCUUCAGGAAGUCGGCCAUGUAGUAUAUCUAUAAAUGAAUCAUAGCAUUUCCUGAAAUAAAAGAUCAGGACCACGUAUAAAUUGCAUAGAACUAACUUUAUGCUUACUGUGGUUCUUUGUUGAAACUAUUGCACGGAAAUUCUUUCCGUAGUAUUCUUACGUUGGAAGCCCUUGUUGGAGAAAUUGAGGGAAGACGAUGAAAAGCUUAACGUCUGAAAUGUUCUCAAGCAAUGUUCGCAAUCUUUGCAACAAAGCAAAUUGCAUCAGUGAAUAUGUGUGUAUCCCCACCAGCACAAACUUGAAAAAUAUCAAACAAGCCAAAUCAAAUCAAACUGAUUAACCGUAUUGAGAAAUGAAGUCAAACUUCAUGUAGCAUUUCAGGCACUUUAACAUACAUUCGAAUUAAACUUGCCACAGUGAAACUAUAAUUUCAAAAUGAAAGGAAAUGUGUCGGUUUGAUAUAGCAUAAAUGUUUCAUGCCAUUGAAAAGCCUAGUUUGAGCUGCUGAUGCGUUAUAAUCCGCUAUAAUUGGUGCGAUUUUUACUCAACUAAGCCACUGCAAAGUAUGAACAACCAUCUGAAGCAACCAUAAAAUGGUUCGAAAAAGUCAAUUCCUGAAUUUUGUUCACUCAGGAAGUCGACUAUAAAUACAUAGGAAUAAAUUAAUUUAGCUAUAACAGGAAUUCAAAGUUCAAGAUCACGUCUAAGUUUCGUAGAAACGUAUUUAGGCAUUCCGUGGUUCAUUUCAGGAACUAAUUAUUUAAGUUUUAUGGAUUUCUUUCCCAAGUGCUUGAAAGUUGGAAGCCCUUGUCAAAGAAACACAGGGAAAGACGACGUGUAAAGUAUCAUAAAUAAAAUGUAUUCUCAAGCAACAUAGGCAAUCUUCACAACGAAACAAUUGUGACAAUUAAGUUAUUUCAUUUGCAUUUACACAAACGUGAGAAAAGUCAAAUUAGUGAAACUAUCUACAUUAACUUGUCAACCUUUUUUUACUACUUUCGCGUAAAUUGUGUACACUUGAAUCGCGCAAGCAAUAUUUUAACGUUUAUUCAUUUUUCAAAAUAAAGAAGUCGCAAUAAAUCUGUUGCGUUAGAUCA